Messenger RNA from Prionailurus viverrinus (fishing cat), 1862 nucleotides. It is a transcript of the gene ARSA, whose product is annotated as arylsulfatase A. Gene Ontology annotation, molecular function: arylsulfatase activity. The transcript has 9 exons. The record is from RefSeq and is a predicted model, not a curated record. Bases 215 to 1738 code for a protein of 507 amino acids. NCBI's taxonomy places the organism in Eukaryota, Metazoa, Chordata, Mammalia, Carnivora, Felidae.
GCGGAAGCGCCCGCGGAGGGCACUACUGCCAGCGGUGCCGACCCGCCUCUCCUCCGCCGGGUACUGCCUUCGUCCAGCCGCGCCAGAUCCCGCGGGUCAGUGUCAUGUGACUUCUGUCUCAGACCACGAGCCUGAGCCUGCGAUCUCUGGUGAAGAGGGUCAGGUCGCCUGAGAAUCAGGGUCUCUUGUGAUAGGCCCAUCUGUGCUGUGUGCCAUGGUGGUACUGUGGGCCCUCGCUCUGGCCUUCGCCAUAGGCCUGGCCACUGCUGGCCCACCUAACAUCAUGCUGAUCUUUGCUGAUGACCUGGGAUAUGGGGACCUGGGCUCCUACGGGCAUCCUAGCUCCACCACCCCCAACCUGGACCAGCUGGCCGCGGGGGGGCUGCGCUUCACCGACUUCUAUGUGCCCGUAUCUCUAUGCACACCCUCCCGGGCUGCCCUCCUGACCGGCCGACUCCCAGUUCGGAUGGGCCUGUACCCUGGAGUUCUGGAGCCCAGCUCCCGAGGGGGUCUGCCCCUGGAGGAGGUGACCCUGGCUGAGGUCCUGGCUGCCCGGGGCUACCUCACAGGGAUAGCUGGCAAGUGGCACCUUGGGGUGGGGCCUGAGGGGGCCUUUCUGCCCCCCCACCAGGGCUUCCAUCGAUUCCUGGGCAUCCCAUACUCCCAUGAUCAGGGCCCUUGCCAGAACCUGACCUGCUUUCCGCCAUCCACCCCCUGUGAUGGCAGCUGUGACCAGGGCCUGGUCCCUAUCCCGCUGUUGGCCAACCUGUCCGUGGAGGCACAGCCCCCCUGGCUGCCUGGACUUGAGGCCCGCUAUGUGGCUUUCGCCCGUGACCUCAUGGCUGAUGCCCAGCGCCAGGGCCGGCCAUUUUUCCUGUACUACGCCUCUCACCACACCCACUACCCCCAGUUCAGCGGGCAGAGCUUCUCGGGGCGCUCAGGCCGAGGGCCAUUCGGGGACUCCCUGAUGGAACUGGAUGCAGCGGUGGGGGCUCUGAUGACAGCGGUGGGGGACCUGGGGCUGCUCGGAGAGACACUGGUCAUCUUCACUGCAGACAAUGGGCCUGAGACCAUGAGAAUGUCCCAUGGCGGCUGUUCUGGCCUUCUUCGCUGCGGGAAGGGGACCACCUUUGAGGGAGGUGUCCGAGAGCCUGCCUUGGCCUUCUGGCCAGGCCACAUCGCUCCCGGUGUGACCCAUGAGCUGGCCAGCUCCUUGGACCUGCUGCCAACCCUGGCAGCCCUGACCGGGGCCCCUCUGCCCAAUGUCACCUUGGACGGUGUUGACCUCAGCCCCCUGCUGCUGGGUACAGGCAAGAGCCCCCGGCAGUCUCUCUUCUUCUACUCGGCCUACCCAGACGAGGUCCACGGGGUCUUUGCUGUGCGGAGUGGGAAGUACAAAGCGCACUUCUUCACCCAGGGCUCUGCCCACAGCGACACCACUGCGGACCCUGCCUGCCACGCCUCUAGUCCUCUGACUGCCCACGAGCCCCCGCUGCUCUUCGACCUGUCUGAGGACCCUGGUGAGAACUACAACCUUCUGGGAGGCGUGGCUGAGGUCACGCCCGAGGCGCUGGAGGCACUAAAGCAGCUUCAGCUGCUUAAGGCCCAGUUUGAUGCUGCCUUGACCUUCAGCCCCAGCCAGAUGGCCCGGGGCGAGGACCCUGCCCUGCAGAUCUGCUGUCAGCCCAGCUGCACCCCCCGGCCAUCCUGCUGCCACUGCCCAGAGCCCCAGCCCUGACAGCACUGGUGCAGGCCAGCCGGGGCCCCUCGCCUGACCCGGGCACGUGAUGGUUGACUGCUGUGGUGCGGGUGUGUGGAGGCAGUUUGUACCUGAUAAUGCUAAUAACACCAGCUGGUACUUA